Molecule: messenger RNA, 2466 nt
Organism: Cannabis sativa
Lineage: Eukaryota; Viridiplantae; Streptophyta; Magnoliopsida; Rosales; Cannabaceae
Product: translation factor GUF1 homolog, mitochondrial
Exons: 11
Coding region: 82-2106 (674 amino acids)
Biological process (GO): positive regulation of translation
Cellular component (GO): mitochondrion
Molecular function (GO): GTP binding; mitochondrial ribosome binding; GTPase activity
Source: RefSeq, a predicted model, not a curated record
GGUAAAAGCAAGUACAAACUUCUGCGUUCGGCUUCCUCGCCGCUGGGAGUUUCUUCUGUCCCACAGCUCGUUAAACCCCAAAUGGGUUCUUUCAGAAGAGCUUCAAAGUCUCUGAAAUCAUCUAAGUACUUGUCUCUUUUGCACAAUUCCUCAUUAUUUGGAGGUAACCCAUUUCUCGGAAGAUUGAAUUCUCACCACCGUGUUGGAUUGAGUCAAACAUUUUGUUCUAAUUCUCGCCAAAACAGCACAGAAAAUGUGAUAGAUUUGAACCAGUACCCUCUUGAAAGGGUUAGGAACUUUUCUAUUAUUGCCCACAUCGAUCAUGGCAAGUCUACGCUCGCUGACAGGCUUUUGGAGCUCACUGGGACCAUUAAACGAGGCAAGGGUCAACCUCAGUACCUCGACAAAUUGCAGGUAGAGAGAGAAAGAGGAAUCACUGUGAAAGCCCAGACGGCAACCAUGUUCUACAACCACCAUUCUAGUCUUGGUGUUGGUAGUGAUAAUAAGCUAGAGGAACAAAGUUUUUUGUUGAAUUUGAUUGAUACACCUGGUCAUGUGGACUUUAGCUAUGAAGUUUCAAGGUCAUUAGCAGCUUGCCAAGGAGCCCUUUUGGUUGUAGAUGCUGCACAGGGUGUUCAAGCACAAACUGUUGCUAACUUUUAUCUUGCUUUUGAAUCUAACUUAACUAUAAUACCUGUUAUAAACAAGAUUGAUCAGCCAACUGCUGAUCCUGACCGUGUUAUAGCUCAAUUAAAGUCCAUGUUUGAUCUUGACCCUGCUGAUGCUCUUUUAACAUCUGCGAAAACUGGGAUUGGUCUUGAGCACAUACUUCCUGCAGUCAUUGAGCGUAUACCACCUCCUCCUGGGGUGCACAAUUCACCUCUACGAAUGCUUUUGUUGGAUUCAUAUUAUGAUGAAUACAAAGGAGUAAUAUGCCAUGUUGCUGUUGUUGAUGGCGUGUUACGAAAAGGGGACAAGAUUUCUUCAGUAUCCACUGGCCAAUCUUAUGAUAUUUUGGAUGUUGGGAUCAUGCAUCCUGAACUCACUUCUACUGGAAUACUACUUACUGGACAAGUGGGUUAUGUUGUGAGUGGCAUGCGUUCGACCAAAGAGGCACGAAUUGGAGACACCCUUCAUCAUAGCAAAAGUGUUGUUGAGCCUCUUCCUGGGUUCAAGCCUGUAAGACAUAUGGUAUUCUCUGGUCUUUAUCCUGCUGAUGGAUCAGAUUUUGAGGCGCUUAACCAUGCGAUAGAGAGAUUGACAUGUAAUGAUGCCAGUGUUUCCAUUGCUAAAGAGAGUAGUACAGCACUAGGUUUAGGUUUCAGGUGUGGUUUCCUAGGCUUGCUUCACAUGGAUGUUUUUCAUCAGAGACUUGAGCAGGAAUACGGAGCUCAUGUUAUUUCUACAAUUCCAACUGUUCCUUACAUUUUUGAGUAUGCUGAUGGGAGCAAAAUUUCGGUUCAAAAUCCUGCCGCAUUGCCCUCAAAUCCAAAGCAAAGAGUGGUUGCUUCAUGGGAACCAACAGUUUUAGCUACAAUCAUUAUUCCUAGUGAGUAUGUGGGGCCAAUUAUCACCCUUUGCUCUGAGCGGAGAGGGGAGCAGCUGGAGUAUACAUUUAUUGACAGCCUACGAGUUUUCUUGAAAUAUCGCUUACCUUUGAGGGAAAUCGUUGUUGACUUUUAUAAUGAAUUGAAGAGUAUAACAUCAGGUUAUGCGUCAUUUGAUUACGAGGACUCGGAAUAUCAGCAGUCUGACUUGGUGAAACUUGAUAUCCUGUUAAAUGGUCAACCAGUUGAUGCAAUGGCAAGCAUUGUGCAUAAUUUAAAGGCACAACGUGUUGGCCGUGAACAGGUGGAGAAGCUGAGGAAAUUCAUAGACAGGCAAAUGUUUGAGAUAAUUAUACAAGCUGCCAUCGGAUCAAAGGUUGUUGCAAGAGAAACGAUUUCUGCUAUGAGGAAAAAUGUUCUUGCCAAGUGUUACGGUGGGGAUGUUAGUCGGAAAAAGAAGCUGUUGGAGAAGCAAAAGGAAGGAAAGAAACGAAUGAAACGUGUUGGUUCUGUCGAUAUACCCCAAGAAGCAUUUCAUCAACUGCUUAAGGUUUCAUAGAAAGGAAUGCCCAAAAAGGAAACAAACAGCCAUAUCUGCAAGUAGUUACAUGCUACGGUAUGAUGCUUGAUGAUAUUUUCUAAAAUUUUGUGAAAAGAUUUCAUGAUGAGGAUUUUACAACAGAUUAGAAGCCAUAUAGAACAUUUUGGAGCUAUUAAAGAAGCAAAGAGGGGUGCCUUGGCUCCAAGAACUCCUAGCAUAUGUUGUCAACAUACACUUUUCAUUUUUGUCCACACUUUUUUCUUUUCCAGACCAUAACCCAUGAGGAUUAUGUGUACAUAAAAUUGUAACUCAAUUUUGUUCACCAGAGACCAAAUGUUGGAAAAUAAAAAAAUAAAAACAGAAUUCUUUUAUCAAGCA